AAAAGGAGAAUAUGGAUGAUAAGGAACCACUAUUAAAGAAACAUAACAAAUUACUUAAUGAUAAUGAUAGCGACAAUGAAAAUAAAAGUUCUUUUGAUUGGCGUCAAUAUUUUAAUCGACAAAAGACUAAUGCUAGGAAUAAAAAGUUAGAUGAUGAGAUCAAACAAACUACUAAAGAUAUUCCAAUUAGUGUUUUACAAUUGUUUCGAUUUGCUGACCGUAUUGAUAUUCUUCUUAUAAUUAUUGCUCUGUGUCUCGUAGUGGGGCAUGCAAUUUGUUUUCUCGCGACCAUAAUUCUUUUUGGACGAAUCACGGGAUUAUUUGCUACUACAUCAUUUGCUGUUGAUUGUAAUAACCAAUAUCGAAAUUUAACAUCUACAAUUAUCAAUAAUAGUGGAUGUCCUUUUGGUAUUGAUCUUAAUCCAUUAAAUUAUGAUCGAUUACAUAAACUAUGCUAUUAUGAUAGUAAAACUAUUCCAUCAACAUUAUCUCCAUUAACGCCCUUAUUUCGAGAAAAUGUUAUGCAUCUAGUUUAUUUGCUUUUUGGUUUUAGUGUUCUUAUAUUUCUAUGUACUUCUAUUGAACGUAUCUGUUGGACAACUGCUUCGAAACGGCAGACAUCUCGCAUGAGUGUUUUACUCUUUCGAUCACUUAUUCAACGUCUUAUCACGAAAGAAACAAAAGAACAAUUAAGUACAUAUUCAAAAGCUGGACAAAUCGCUCAAGAAGUAUUCAGUUCAUUAAGAACUGUUCUUUCGUUCAAUGGAAGUAAAUCGCAACAAAAGCAAUAUGACAAAGAAUUAAAGUUAACUGAAUGGUGUACUGUUCGCAAAGAUGCUGCAUUGGGUGCUUUAUUUGGUUGGUUUUUUUUUAUAUCCUUUAUAGUCUAUUCAGUUGGUUUCACUUUUGGUUCGAUUCUUAUGUCUUAUGGAAAUCAUCCUACACUGACCAUUACUGAGAUUCUUAUUGUUGUAAAUAUGUUUGCACAAGCUUUAAAUUAUCUUAAUUCAAUUGGUCCUUUCCUUCAAUCAAUUUCGGAAGCUCAAGGUGCAGCAGUAUCCGUCUUUCGACUUAUUGAUGAGGUACAUGAUAAAAAUCUGAAUGAAAGAGAAAUAUUGGAAGAGAAUAUAUCUGAUGAAAAAUCUAUUUCUAAUAUUAAUGGUGAUAUUGAAUUCGACAAUGUUAGUUUUUCUUAUCCAUCUAGAGAAAAUGCAACAGCUUUGAGUAAUCUUAAAUUGAUUGCUCGUGCUAAUCAAACAACUGCUCUUGUAGGUUCAAGUGGUUGUGGAAAAAGUACAUGUGUAUCACUUUUGCUUCGCUAUUAUGAACCUUCCUCAGGCAGAAUCAUGAUUGAUGGUCAAUCAAUUACAGAUCAUAAAAUCAAACAAUUUCGUCAAAAUAUUGGAGUUGUUAGUCAAGAACCUAUUCUAUUUGGAAUGAGUAUUUAUGAAAAUAUUCGUUUUGGUAAAUUGAAUGCAACACGUGCAGAGAUUGAACAUGCAGCAGAACAAGCUAAUGCACAUCAUUUCAUUAUGAAAUUACCAAAUAAAUAUGAAACACUUGUUGGUGAACGUGGUAUACAAUUGAGUGGUGGUGAAAAACAACGUAUUGCAUUAGCCCGUGCACUUGUCAAACAACCCAACAUUCUUUUGUUAGAUGAAGCAACAAGUGCACUUGAUAAUGUUAGUGAAAAGAUUGUUCAAGAAGCACUUGAUCGAGCAUGCAAAAAUCGUACAACUAUAGUUAUUGCUCAUCGUUUAACUACAAUUCAAAAUGCUGAUUAUAUUUAUGUAUUAGAUAAAGGAAAUGUAAUUGAAGAAGGUACACAUGAAACAUUAUUGGCAAAAGAAGGAGGUAAAUAUCAAACAAUGAUCAAAAUGCAACAAUCUGAAAAAACGAUUGGUACACAAGAUGGCUUAAUGAAUAUGGCAAAAGCAGUAGCUGAAGAUGAAGAACAACUAUUGGAACGUGUUCGUAAAUUGAGUGAGAUCGAAGCAAUUGAUGCAAAUCGGGAAUUUAAUGACUGUAAAUACACUGAUAUGCGUCGUCGAGUACUGAUUACAAGUGGUUUGUUUCUUCCUCUCGGAGCUGUCUUUAUGAUUCUUCGUUUUUUCCAAUAUACGGUUUUUGGAAUUGCAGGAGCGAAAUUGGUUAGUCGCCUUCGUUCAAAAGCUUUCGCAUGUUUACUUCGUCAAGAAGUAGCUUAUUUUGAUCGACCUGAAAACAGUUCCGGUGCUAUAUGUACUCAACUCUCUUCUAAUGCAGCUGCUAUUGAAGAUAUGGCUGGUGCAAGAUUAGGUUUUAUUUGCGAAACUUUAUCCUUGUGUUUUUUUGGCUUCGCAUUUGGCAUUUUUUACAACUUAGAUUUAACAAUAAUCAUAGCUAUUCCUUUCUUUAUCAUACUGAUAGCUACUAUUAUACAAAUACGUUCAAGUUCAUGGUUAAAAACACAAUCUGACCUCAUUUACUCUGAAGCCAGCACGCUUGCUGUUGAAGUUAUUACUAAUAUGCGCACAGUAAAACAGUUAUCAAUAGAAAAUGAAGUUUUACGACAAUAUUCGAAUAUGAUUGAUCAAGUGUUAGGAAUGUCUUGGAGACCUGAAGUACUGUUUGCAGCAGUAUAUGGAUUGAUCUGGACACUGAGUCCAUUAACUUUGGGACUUUUAUAUUGGCGUACUUUGAUUCUUCUUGAACACAAUGAAAUAGACAUUGGCGAUGUUGUUAUAGUUUCUGCUUUUGGAAUGUUCACAUUAGAAUCACUAAAAGUUGUUGGAAUGUUAGCACAACGUAUUGGUGUAUCAUUUGCUGCUGCUCACGCAUUUUUUGACCUAUUUGAUCGGACACCAACUAUUGAUAAUGGAUCGAAUAAAGGACAAGAAUUAACUAAUUUUCGUGGAGAAACAGAAUUUAAUCAAGUUAAAUUUGUUUAUCCAAGUCGUCCAACAGUUCUUGUUCUUAAUAAACUUCAAUUAUCUAUUAAAUCAGGUCAACGUAUAGCUCUUGUUGGUUCAUCUGGAUGUGGAAAAUCAACAAUAGUUCAAUUAUUAGAACGAUUUUAUGAUGUUUCACAUGGAGAAUUGCUUCUUGACGGUGUUGAUAUUCGAAAAUUAAAUAUUCAAUGGCUUCGUUCUCAUUUGGGCGUUGUUAGUCAAGAACCAAUUUUAUUUGACUUAACAAUUGCUGAAAAUAUAGCAUAUGGAUUAGAACAUAUAUCAAUGGAUGAGAUUGUUCUUGCUGCAACUAAAGCUAAUAUUCAUGAAUUUAUUCAACAAUUACCUCAAGGUUAUGAGACAAAAGUUGGAGUAAAAGGUGGUUUUUUAUCAGGUGGUGAAAAACAACGUAUUGCUAUUGCUCGAGUUCUUAUUCGUCAACCUAAAAUAUUAUUAUUAGAUGAAGCUACAAGUGCUAUGGACCCAUACAAUGAACAAAUAGUACAAGAAACUCUAGAUCAAGCUCAAACAGAAGAUCCUAGUCGAACAUCAAUUAUUAUUGCACAUCGUCUUUCAACAAUACGUUCAUGUGAUUUAAUAUAUGUACUUGAAAUGGGUCGUAUAGUAGAAAGUGGUACACAUACAGAACUAAUAGAAAAACAUGGAAUUUAUUAUAAAAUGUUAAAUGCUCAAAACAACGUACAAUAA
Messenger RNA from Adineta steineri, 3638 nucleotides. The record is from the annotation of a GenBank genome assembly. Lineage: Eukaryota; Metazoa; Rotifera; Eurotatoria; Adinetida; Adinetidae.